Iphiclides podalirius (scarce swallowtail) is the source of this 522-nucleotide messenger RNA. The record is from the annotation of a GenBank genome assembly. Lineage: Eukaryota; Metazoa; Arthropoda; Insecta; Lepidoptera; Papilionidae.
AUGCUGCCACGCCAUACAAUAUCAACAGGAGCGGGCGAGCGCUCCUUUCCCAGGCGUUGGCGCCACGGCGAGCGAAAGGGACGGCGGAUGCACCUCGAAAUAACCCCACGAUUUCGUCGUAGUAGACGCAACCAUAGAUCCCAUUUCCGAACGCACGAUAAGGACGCAAGAUGCGCGCUCGAUUUCCGCUCGCCGCGGCCGCAGCGCAGGAGGGGGCGCGCCGCGUGUACCAGGCGCGCAGAAGUGUGCAGGAGCCGAAGCCUUGACCCUGACUGCGGUGGCGUCGACCGGAACGCACGGCGGGCCGCCGCGCGAAUCUCGCUAUUCCCUCUCACCGCCCGGCCGGUGUUGGUCUCUUGGCUGGCGGCCGCCGAAAUCGACGAGAUUCGCGACGCUGCAGCACGCAACCACAAAUCGAUGCAUCAAAGGCGCCGACAGGAGGUGAGAUCGGAGCCCGAACAAUCGUACAUCGAUAUCGACACGCGCCGGCGGCCGGACGUGACGUCACCGCGUGUCCGCGCG